Stylophora pistillata is the source of this 531-nucleotide messenger RNA. RefSeq lists its product as uncharacterized. The record is from RefSeq and is a predicted model, not a curated record. NCBI's taxonomy places the organism in Eukaryota, Metazoa, Cnidaria, Anthozoa, Scleractinia, Pocilloporidae.
CGUAUUUACUACCAGAACCUAUCCGAUAUUUCCACAAUGAAUUUUGUUGACAGUUCUUUACAAUAAUGUAGAAUUCACCGGCGACCAGCAAUGAAGAAGCUUGAGACUGCUUUCAUCUAUACCACCAUUAUUUUGAGCGUUGUCGAGGAAAGUCUUUCAUUUGGAAGCCAGUUGGUCAUCCAAAGGGAAGUCAGCAAGAGGUCUGCUCUUUUUCAGAAGGUGAAAGAUGGUGAAGUUUUAGAGGGCCACGUUAUAGCAAACUACUCCGUUCCCUCUGAGCUGGACUGUUUGCAUAGAUGUGUGUCACGUGGCAAUUGCGUUUCAUUCAAUUAUCAGCGGUUGAGUUUCGAAUCAUCACGUCAUAGUUGUGAGCUCAAUGACGUCACUCUGCUGUCUUCCGGUGAGAAACUCGUGAGACGAAAUGGAUACUCGUAUAAAGAGCCAAUCCUCUUGCCUUACGACGGAGAUAAAAACGAGACAAUUGGCGGAGGAGACCUUCAUUUAACGAUGACAUCUCCAAUUAAAGGUUAG